Molecule: messenger RNA, 460 nt
Organism: Paramecium sonneborni
Lineage: Eukaryota; Ciliophora; Oligohymenophorea; Peniculida; Parameciidae
Source: the annotation of a GenBank genome assembly
AAUGGAGAAUACAUUCUCAGACAAUGAAGUCUAAGAUCUUAAUACUUGGGAUGAGUAUUCCAAUUAAAUAAUGUUACCAUCUCCCAUAUUAUUGGGACGUCCUUCUCCUCGAAUUAAAUACAAUUAAGAAGAUUUUUCAAUACUUUCACUACCGUUUUAAUCUGACACAAUAGAAGAGUAAUAAAAUCUUAAUAAUUCUUAUGAUCCUGUAGACAAAAUCCUCAAAAUCACUAAAAAAAUAGAUAAAAAAACAAAAAAAUCUAAAAAACAAUCUAAAUCAACCAACCCAAUCUUAAAUGCUGCUAAAAAUUUCUUUUCUUAAAUCAAAUAAAGAAAUCCAACUCAUUAAAUCUAAUAAUUCUAAUAGAUAAAAUCACUUAUUGAUAAUUUAGAAGAUAUUUUAGAAUAAGUAAAAUAACAACUUAUAAUCUAAGUUUAAAAAACAGGAUCACGAGAAUGA